Messenger RNA from Amblyraja radiata (thorny skate), 1566 nucleotides. Its product is annotated as monocarboxylate transporter 10. Gene Ontology annotation, molecular function: transmembrane transporter activity. NCBI's taxonomy places the organism in Eukaryota, Metazoa, Chordata, Chondrichthyes, Rajiformes, Rajidae. Gene Ontology annotation, biological process: transmembrane transport. Gene Ontology annotation, cellular component: basolateral plasma membrane. The coding region runs from base 20 to 1519 and encodes 499 amino acids. The transcript is spliced from 6 exons. The record is from RefSeq and is a predicted model, not a curated record.
GACAGGGGGUGGGUGAGCGAUGAGGGAGAGCCCGGUGCCGGGGUCCGGGGAGGGGGAGAAGGAGCAGGAGCGGCUGAAGGGCGAGGAUGGGCAGCAGCAGCCGGCGUUGCCGCUGGCCGGGCAGGGGGUGGAGGCCGGGGCCGGGGCCGGGGCGCUGCCCCCUGAGGGAGGCUGGGGCUGGGUGGUCAUGCUCGCCUCCAUGUGGUGUAACGGCUCGGUGUUCGGCAUCCAGAACGCCUUCGGGCUCAUCUACCUCUCGCUGCUGCGGGACUUCGGCGACGAGAAGGACGAACACCGCCAGUUCAAGACGGCAUGGGUGGGCUCGGUGUCGAUGGGAAUGAUCUUCCUGUGCUCCCCCAUUGUCAGCGUGUUCACCGACCUGUACGGAUGCAGGAAGACGGCCGUGGCUGGGGCAGCGGUCGCGUUGGUCGGCAUCCUGGCCAGCUCCUUCGUCACGUCGCUGGGGCCCAUGUACUUCACCUACGGCGUGGUGUUUGGCUGCGGCUCGUCCUUUGCCUACCAGCCCUCGCUGGUCAUCCUGGGCCACUACUUCAAGCAGCGGCUGGGGCUGGUGAACGGGAUCGUGACGGCGGGCAGCAGCGUGUUCACCAUCGUGCUCCCCCUGCUGCUCAAGCAGCUGCUGCCCAAGAUCGGCCUGAGCCACACGCUGAGGGUGCUGUCCAUCUUCAUAUUCGUGCUGCUGCUGGCCAGCUUCACCUACCGGCCCGUGGCCACGCCCAGCGGGGGCGGGAACACCAACUCCGCCAAGCAAAAGCUCAACUUCAGGAAGAUCUUCAACGUGAAGAUAUGGAGGUUCCUCGGCUACCGCAUCUGGGCCUUCGGCAUUCCCACCGCUCUCUUCGGAUACUUUGUGCCUUACGUUCACCUUAUGAAGCAUGUUGAAGAAACGUUCUCGUCAAAAAACGAGGAGGUUCUGCUGAUGUGCAUCGGGAUCUCCUCGGGGGUCGGAAGACUGGUCUUUGGCAGAGUGGCCGACUACUUGCCUGGCUCCUACAAGGUGUUCCUUCAGGUGGCCUCGUUCUUUGUGAUCGGCCUGAUGUCGAUGAUGAUCCCGGUCUGCCAGGGUUUUGCGGGUCUCGUCGUGGUUUGCCUGUUGAUGGGUUUGUUUGACGGCUGCUUCAUCUCCAUCAUGGCCCCCAUUGCGUUCGAGCUGGUGGGCGCGGAGAACGUCUCCCAGGCAAUCGGCUUCCUCCUCGGCCUGAUGUCCAUACCAAUGACCUCCGGACCGCCCAUCGCAGGUUUUCUGCGCGACACGCUGGGCAACUACAACCUGGCCUUCUACCUGGCGGGCGUGCCGCCGAUGAUCGGCGGGGCCAUCCUCUGCACCAUCCCCUGGAUCCAGUACCGCAAGGCCAGGGCGCAGCGGUGGCUGGAGGAGGAGGAGGAGCAGAAACAGAUGUCGGGGGAGAGCGCCACCAAGAUGCUGGAGCAGAACCCAACCAAGGUCCUCGGCCCCACCGACGGCCGGCCACAGGGUGAAGACGCCACCACCAUCUGAAAAAAACAAACCCUCGUGGGCUCACAACCUAAGCUUCUGUCGUCACA